Messenger RNA from Cetraspora pellucida, 570 nucleotides. The record is from the annotation of a GenBank genome assembly. Lineage: Eukaryota; Fungi; Glomeromycota; Glomeromycetes; Diversisporales; Gigasporaceae.
AUGAAUAUAAAUUUGAUCGAAAGUGGUUCUAAUAAUGUUGAUAAUGAUGAACAAAUGAUGGAUAUUGAACCUAUUAACAUAGAGAGAAAAAAUAGCAAUGAUUUUAUUGGACAAGAUUUGUUUUCAGCAAUAACAAAAGUUCUUGAUAAGUAUCUUACUGAACCCAUUAAAAAUAUGAUUAGAGAAGAAAUAUCUCAAUGCUUAUUUGUUAAUGCAAAUUUGAUUGAGCCCAAUUAUGAAGAAUUGAAUCAAAGAUUCAUUGAAAAUCAAAAUGAUGCAUGUUUUAUGACUCUCCAGGCUAUAAUAGAAGAAGUAGGACAAGAGGAACAUGAUACCUCCAUGAUGGUACAAAGACAUUCACCAAGAUGUGUUAAAUCUACAAGAGAGUAUACAACUGUUCCUACGAUUAAAAAGGCUGUUUAUAAGAGAAAUUUAUAUGGUCAUGUUUGGAAAUUAGCGCAAACAGCAACUUUACUUGCAGUUGAGCAAGACGAUAAUGAAAUUACUACCUUCUUUAAGACUAUAUUAGAAGAAAAUCAAAUGAAUAUAUGCAAGAAGGCCUGCAAUUGA